GGCCCAAAAGAUAUGAAAGUAGUUCUGGUUCUCGGUUCUCCUACGACAGCCACUGGAAGAUUAUCUAUUACAAUUCAUAAAAUUAGCCUGUAAUUUUAUCCAGUGAAAACAAAAUCAUUCGAAGCUCUAGUUCUCUCCAUCUGAAGCUCCAAUCCAUGGCUCCAACCAUCUAUACAAAGUUUCAUACCAAUCUGCAACCCAUCUCUUCAUCUCUGUUCAAAACCCAGCGAACUUCAUUCACAAUGGCAAGCACUUCAAACGAGAGCCAUCAUCUCAACCCUCAACAAUCCUCAGUCGGCAAAAUCAAACGCCUUGUUCUCACCCCAGAAGGCAGAACCAAACUGAACACAUACCCAGACAGAGACUUCUACUUAUACCCACGAUUGGUGACCCAUGUCGACGAUGGCUUCAUUUCUACACUCACCAGUCUUUACAGGCAGAGGUUGAGGCCUGAGAUGCAGAUUCUUGACCUCAUGAGCUCUUGGGUUAGCCAUCUUCCCAAUGAUGUCAAUUACACAAGAGUGGUGGGGCAUGGGUUGAAUGCUCAAGAGCUGGCCAGGAAUCCCAGACUGGACUACUUUGUUGUGAGGGAUCUGAACGAGGAUAACAAGUUUGGAUUCGACAGUUGUUGUUUCGAUGCAGUGUUGUGCACUGUUAGUGUGCAGUAUCUGCAACAACCUGAGCAGGUUUUCGCGGAGGUGUUUCGAAUACUCAAGCCAGGAGGAUUGUUCAUAGUGAGUUUUAGUAACAGAAUGUUCUAUGAGAAAGCCAUAAGCGCGUGGAGGGAAGGCACUGCGUACAGUAGGGUACAACUUGUGGUACAGUACUUCCAAAGCGUCGAAGGUUUCACAGAGCCUGAGGUUGUUCGUAAGUUUCCUUCUAAGGACGAUGCCAAGGAGAGCAAUUCCCCUGUGGGUUGGAUCAUGAAGCUUUUAGGACUAAUGUCUGGGCUAGAUCCCUUCUAUGCAGUCAUUGCUUACAGGAAUUUCAAACCCAUACAUGACUGAAUGAAUGUGAAGCUCUGCAUCUGUGGGAUUGCUCACGUGUUUGGAUUAAAAUUUGCAAAACUACAUUUUCUAAAUUUUGAACUGAAAUUUACCAAAAGUCCAAAAGGAAUUAUGAUUUGCAGGUAUAAGACUGGCAUUUUAUUGUACCUUCUGCUUGGCAAACUGAGCCUAAAAAGAUAGCUCAACAACAGUUAGGGCAAAACCCUUUUGGACAGCAAAUCCGGAAUCCAACAAGCAAAACGUCUACGGAUAGAAAUGGGGUCUGAUGGUAUUGGUCGCUGUUCUAAGUUCGUGUGAAUGUCAUGGGAGAGGAUUACUUUCCUUGUUUUAUCGAGCAAGUUGGGAAUAAAAAUGGUAGACAUGAGUGCCCUUUUUAAAAAGGGAAUGAAUCAAGUGCAAAACUUGAGCAUAAACAUUUUGUAUUCCACAGAGAAAUUAUUUUAAAGCUAAUUAAUGAAAAUCGUAAUUAAUUACUAUCACAUUAGGCAGGUAACCAUAGGAAGAUUCAGUUU
This is a messenger RNA of Prosopis cineraria, 1519 nucleotides long. RefSeq lists its product as uncharacterized. The transcript has 2 exons. The record is from RefSeq and is a predicted model, not a curated record. Gene Ontology annotation, molecular function: S-adenosylmethionine-dependent methyltransferase activity. Bases 156 to 1007 code for a protein of 283 amino acids. Lineage: Eukaryota; Viridiplantae; Streptophyta; Magnoliopsida; Fabales; Fabaceae.